ACUUUUUCCCCAAAUAUCAAAAUUCAUUCCCUCAUUUCACUUUGAUCUGAUCCCAAUUCCAUUCAUUCAUUCAUUCGUUCUUCUUCUUUCACCAACAACAAAGAAAACAGAGAAACUUUCAUUUCAUAUAUUUUCAUCAUCGCAGCAAAGGAAUCAAUCAAUCAAAAACCAUGGCAGGCUUCAGUGGCGACGAAACCGCUCCUUUCUUCGGCUUCCUCGGUGCCGCUGCGGCCCUCGUCUUCUCCUGUAUGGGAGCGGCGUACGGAACGGCAAAGAGUGGGGUGGGGGUGGCGUCGAUGGGCGUGAUGAGGCCGGAGCUGGUGAUGAAGUCGAUCGUGCCGGUGGUUAUGGCGGGAGUGUUGGGGAUUUACGGUUUGAUUAUUGCGGUUAUUAUCAGCACUGGGAUAAACCCAAAGGCUAAGUCUUACUAUCUCUUUGAUGGCUAUGCCCACUUGUCCUCUGGCCUCGCCUGUGGCCUCGCUGGCCUCUCUGCUGGAAUGGCCAUUGGGAUUGUUGGUGAUGCUGGUGUCAGGGCUAAUGCCCAGCAGCCGAAGCUGUUUGUUGGUAUGAUUCUUAUCUUGAUUUUCGCUGAAGCUCUUGCUCUGUAUGGCCUCAUUGUGGGUAUCAUCCUCUCAUCUCGGGCAGGCCAAUCUCGUGCUGAUUAAAAGGAGUCAACUUGGUGGUACUUCGUAGUUCCGUAAAUUUUAUAUCAGGCUUGUAUUUGAAAUGGGAGAUACUUGUCUUUUAUAUAUUACUAUUAUUUCAUUUGUUUUCGUACACAAACCCUGUAUCCAAACUGCAUCAGUUUUAUGAAGCAUUUUCCUUUGGAUUACAUAUUUGGAUGGCUUGUUUGAAUGUUUGUUAUGCAGAAACUCUUGAAAUUCUUGAUAAACUAAUACAAGCUAAAAGUUAACACUA
Messenger RNA from Glycine soja, 918 nucleotides. Its product is annotated as V-type proton ATPase 16 kDa proteolipid subunit-like. The record is from RefSeq and is a predicted model, not a curated record. Gene Ontology annotation, molecular function: proton-transporting ATPase activity, rotational mechanism. Gene Ontology annotation, cellular component: proton-transporting V-type ATPase, V0 domain. Gene Ontology annotation, biological process: proton transmembrane transport. The transcript has 3 exons. NCBI's taxonomy places the organism in Eukaryota, Viridiplantae, Streptophyta, Magnoliopsida, Fabales, Fabaceae. Bases 171 to 665 code for a protein of 164 amino acids.